Molecule: messenger RNA, 5811 nt
Organism: Lepisosteus oculatus (spotted gar)
Lineage: Eukaryota; Metazoa; Chordata; Actinopteri; Semionotiformes; Lepisosteidae
Gene: fis1
Product: fission, mitochondrial 1
Biological process (GO): peroxisome fission; mitochondrial fragmentation involved in apoptotic process; autophagy of mitochondrion
Cellular component (GO): mitochondrial outer membrane; peroxisomal membrane
Molecular function (GO): protein binding
Source: RefSeq, a predicted model, not a curated record
CAUUACGGUAGCACGUGGUCUCACUGGACUUCCGGCAGUUGCGUAUUACUGUUUCCGGAAACAUGGAGGCUGUAGUGAGUGAAGUCGUGGCUCCUGAAGAUUUACUGAAGUUCGAGAAGAAGUACAAUGCGGAGCUGGUGAAGGGCAGCGUGUCAAAGGACACCAAGUUCGAGUACGCCUGGUGCCUCGUCCGGAGCAAGUACACGGACGACAUCAGGAAGGGCAUCGGGCACCUGGAAGAGUUGGUUCUUAAGUGCACAAAGGAUGACCAGAGAGACUACCUGUUUUACCUGGCAGUGGCAAACUACAGACUGAAGGAAUACGAGAAGGGUCUGAAGUACAUCCGCACGCUUCUGAAGAAGGAGCCAGGGAACACGCAGGCCCUGGAGCUGGAGAAGCUCAUUGACAAAGCCAUGAAGAAAGACGGGCUGGUGGGCAUGGCGAUCGUCGGGGGAAUCGGCCUAGGCGUGGCUGGGUUGGCGGGUCUCAUCGGACUGGCUGUGGCCAAGACUAAGUCCUAACAAGCAAGAGAAGGAUGUGCUCCCGUGGAAGAUGGCCACACCCUUCCCUUUAAAAACCACCUCCCCACCCCCACCUCUCUGCUGUAGAGCACUCUGGAUCUGGGCCGAACACCAAGCAGCAGAGCAGCUCGUUGCAGUUUAGAGGCGCAGACGUGUCUUCAUUCCCUUCCUGCUUUGUCUCCGCCGCACCCCGCUGGGUGCCUGUUUGUUCACUUGUUUCACACCAGGUUUUUCUUUCACUGGUCGCAAGGUCUGAGGAUUUUGUUUUUACCCCUGUUGUUGUAACAGGUAAUAACACUGUGGAAUAGGAGGCGCCUUUUCGAUUUGUGUUACUACUUCAUACUUGAAACGCAGCUUGUUGAGUGCUAAUAAAAGCCUGGUAAAUGUGUGUGACUUAUUGCUGAGGAAAAGCGAUAAACAUCUAGAUUGGCUUUAUACGAGGUCAUCAAACACGUAAGUGUUUGUGUAUCGUAACUGCUGUGUGUAUCAGUUGUCUGUCACAGCUACCACACGGCUUUCAGGUGUCUCCUGUUCUGAAGUGUUACCUUGUGAUAUUUUGUUAAAGCAGUCUGCAGGGGCAGUUAUGUUUCAUAAUCACCUGCAUCCUUAGAUUAAACCCCUUGCAUAUUGUGGUUCUGGACACUCUACAGAAAAGUUGUGUUCGAGCUUCUCUCUUGAGGCUACUACUGGCCUCUAGUAGUGUUCUCUUCAGUCCUUUCUGCCCAGACCUUGGUGUUAAUUUUGCUUUUAUGCCAUGAGAGUUGCACAGGCUUCUGGCACCGUGCACCAUGUGCCACAGAGAAGGGUGUCCCUCUUGUGCUUUCCUCAGUGAUAGUCAUUUUUAAAGGAGGCUUUCCACGACAUAGAGAGCACAUAGUGCUGAGAGAGCACAGCCAAUAGUGAAAGACAGCACAGGCCUUCACAUUGUGAGGUGAGAGGUCCAGAGGUCCAUAAGGCCAACUUAUUAACCAGCUUGGUUAAACCUAUUCGGGAACUGAUUUAAACCUUUGAUGGAACAAGUGGUGCACAUUCUGAGUGGCCCUGAUCUGCAUCUCCACUCGCUGAACCCUUCUGCUCCCUCUUUUUGCUCUGUAAUACAAAUAAAAUCCCCCAGGGAGGGUGUUAUCUGUGCCUCUAACAUACUGGGAUGUACAGUUGAAUCCGAGGAGCAUUUUCCCCUCUGGCUGUUCAUUCCCAGCUUUCUCUCAUAAUAUUUCCACUACAUGUGACAGGGGGAUAUCUCUGCUAAGGGCACGUACUGUUCCUUGAUUAUAUUUAUUGUUUUUGCACAGGCCAUAAAUUCAGAUUUCCUGCCUUUAAGGUAAAAUGGUAGUUAAAAUAUUAAAAGGGGUGUUGGAGUGGAAGAGUGUUUUUUUUUUUACUUUAUAACUGACAAGAACAUUGUUCAGAGUUUUCAUAAUUCUGAUUGUUUUUUCUCGUCAUUUCAGAUGUGCUUGGGCCAGUGCUUUGUUCUUAGAGCUGUUAACACCUGCAUUAAUGCUGCUUUGCUGCGCAGUAGAACUUCAUGUGCAGACCUCCUGGAAGACAGAAUUGCACUGCCUUCCAGACCCAGUACAGGUGCAGGUACUUGGUUAGACGGCCGGUGCGUGCACAGUCCCUUGUUUGUAAGUGCUGCUUUUGAACAAUAAUGAUUAUGAUUAAUAAUUAAAUUAAGAAGUUCUGUCUUCGGGUUGUGUGUCAUUCAUCUCAUGGCCAUCAGUGUCUUGAGCAAUCUUAAAAUUGCAGGUGUCCUCCAUCCGUGGCCAAAGGCAUUUCUCUUUGUGCUAAACCUGCCCGCUGUUCAUAUUCUAACCUGUGCCGGUUCUUUAGUGCAUGUCUAACUGUGCUUUAAAAAUGUUGGCACAGAGGAGGAAUUCCCUGGGCUCCCGUCCCACAGUACCUGCUAACUCUGCAAGUCCUUGAGCAAGCCUACAUGGUGUCAUUGACCUAAUGAAGAACACCUAUGUGCUUUUUUUCCCCCCCAACUCCUCCAUGUCCCGUUUUUGAAACAACGUGUCUCAAGCACAGUGCUAAAAUUCAUAAUUGUGCUGGCCCGAUGAAGCGUUUGGAAUGGAAUCGGAUGACUGUGGUGUUAACAGUUCUAAAAGCAUUCACACAUUUGUUGAGAAUACUAAAACAAAAACACGUUGAAACUAAGUAGUGGCCAAUUAAGCGAGUGGCGAAAAAGGUCUGGCGCAGACCUUUUUAUUAUUGUGUAAUCGUGUACUCUAGUGCCCUUAUGCUCUACUUCCAGAGUAGUUGGAAUGGAAGGUUAUGCUAUGCUUAGGGGUUUGAUUAUAGCUUAUUAGGUGCUCUGAGGAGAUACAGUUCAAGUAUAGAUUGCUUCUUAUUUAGCUGAUGAAAGCAGAAUACAGAAGUUAUGUAAAGAAGCUUUAUUACCUAAAGACUCUUGUCAGCGUUGUCCUAGUAUUGCUAGUAUUCACAUUGUGAUACGAAAGAUAUCUUUGCAACAUGAAGGAAGUGUAAGUGGAUUUAAUUUAAGAGUUUGUUGUUGAAGUAUUAAAGGGGUUUGUGAAUGCAGGGGAUUUGAAGUUCAUUUUAAAACAUCUGAAGACUAUGUAGAUUGAGUCAUGUAUGAAUACAGAAAUGCAUCUGUUUUAAGAAAAUGACCAAUGCCUCAGAAUGCUCAAUUAGAAUACUUUCUCAUUCUUCAUGAGACUGGCUUCUAAAAAGUGUGAAUGCAAGUUGAAACUAGAUGGUCAGAUGUUGAAGAGGAGAGUUCCUGCUUUUUUUUGCCUUUUGCAGUGCCAUGUCUUGGCCAGCAGAGUGUGCUACUGAGCCUCUCUCAGUUAACAUUUGUUUUUCUAGCAAGGGCUGGCCAGUCAUGAGGAAAGCAGAAAGUUGUGGGGGAGCUUGAUCUACCUUUGCUGCUCUGUGUGUCCAUUCCUCCGCCCACUUCCUGUCCUGUGGGCCAGUUCCACCAGGAUGGGAUUGAGCAGGAAAGCAGAAUGUAUUACAUCCUGAAGGCAGGCUAACUGGAGAUGCUGAAAGGUUGUGUGGUUGUUGUCCAAUUUUGAUUUUGAUUUUUGCAAGUUUGCACUUCAUGUUUCAGGAGGAAAGAUUUUUUUGUUAAUGUAAUUUUUCAUUUUUCCUCUUUUGUGUUUUCGGCUUUCUGCAGUUGGUGGACAAUUUUGUAUUUUGAUGUUGGUUGAGACGCAAGGUCUAUAAGAUUCUUCUUGAAAUUGUUUCCCUGGGUUGUUGCCUGGCUUCUUCAUCAUUUUGCUUGAUCUGCAAGUUCCUUUUUCCCUUAGUGAGGAAAGAACUAUCUCUUUUGCGCUCUCACUGUCCUGUCUUUCUCUGUGCAUGUUAGAUUGACGUAACUGCAGUCAGUCUGACUGGAGGCACUACACAGCGUGGAACAGAAUGGUUCUGCAAUGCAGGCCCUGAAGUCCAGAGAUGCUUACCUGCAACUUGUCUAAAAAGUUGCACAGUAUCCAGCCUUAACUGGUGUGAAUUCUCAUUGAAUUCUAAAAGUAGUUACAUCUAACAUACAGAAAUAAGUAAUAGUUACAGAUUCUGCAUCUUCGCUCUCACUUUUUAGCUCACCCAUUUCACCCAAUCACAGUUCAGCACGCAUAUUUAAUCCAUAGAUUUUAUGCGAACUGAAGCUUGUGCAGUCCUUACCUUCAGUUUGUUUUUGGGUAUGCUUGCGCACCAGAAAAUUUUGGGCUUUCAGAUUGAUACAGAAAAUAUAGAGUGAUAUCUCUGUGGGAAUAUGGGUUGUGUAUCCAAAUCCCUGUGUUUCAAGGAGCUUGAUUUUCCACCUGCAUCAUGUAGUUCAGGAGCAGGAGCAUGAAGACUGAGCCAUUCUGGCACAAAGCAAAGUGUCUCAGACUGUGUGUUUCCCAGGAGGUACUGCUGCUCUCCUGUAAACAGGUGCAACAAGGGAACAUCAGUGCUCCCAUGUGUAGAUUGAUUUAGGGAAGGUUUUUAUCUCUUUGCUGCUAUUUACCACAGCAUAAUUAUCAUACCCAACUCUUAAAAAUGCUCUGGAAUUCUGGUCCUUGGAGGAUUACUAUAAGGUAUAUAUAUAUAGGAUUCAUCUCCUUCAUUCUGUUCAAAUUCCAGGUACUGUUGAAUAGUGCCUAGCCAUCCAGGGAUGUGGAUACUGCAGUGGAGGUGAUUUGAGAGACAAGAGGGAGAAUGUCAUGCAGUCCCUGUAAAAGUUCCCUAAGUGGGCCAUCUGUGCUCCCCAGACAGCACAGAUGUUCACCGCCUGCCUGACUAGUGAAUGACAGAACCCAUUCACACUCCUUAAGUGAUGGUCUCCAGCAGAUAAAAAUGCCUCUGCUCAAAAAAAGAAAACGUUUUGGGUUCUUUCAUACAUUUUGUGGCACAACAAAUAAACAAAACAAAUCAAACUGCAAGUGUAGGUGUGAACCUUUUAUCAUACCGACCAGGAAACUAAAUUUAAUUCAGCAUUUGUAGUUGUUUUUUCUGCUGAAGCUGUGAUCAGGUUGCCGUCUGCAACACAUCUCGCCCAAGACAAAAUUGGAUGCUCUGAAGUGAGGCAAUUAUUACACAGAAGUAAUGAGAACUGAAGAUCAUCGUCAAGCACACCAAAGUCUCUAAGCCCCUAGAUUUUCUGGCAACAAGUUAAAUACCCACUGGCAAUACUGGAAGAGGCAGCAGGUUUCAUAUACAGUGAAACCUUUAGAAGAAAUUCAUCAACGGUGUGGGAGUUUGUAGCGAACAUGUGCUUUUUGAUGUGAAACAGCAGGCAGGACCUGCCUGCAUGUGGAACAGACACAACGGGAGAGUGGUUCUCAAUCGUAGAUCCUAGCAGGUGCGGAAUGUGGGUGUUUUGUGCUGGCAGAAGUGCUCAUUGAAGAAGGGAGAUAAAGUGAGUGAUCAAGGCCACAGAGCAUCUUGACCCCACAAAGCAGUGAGGCAGAGCGCCUUCAUUUGACGGGAUCGCAAGUUUAUAUUUGGAGGGGGUGUGGUAGUAAUGUUGAUUUAAACCUGGCAUCAGCUGAAAAGGUGGAUUUGGGCUCUUUAUUUUUUUUAAUUCUAAUCUUUACCCAUUGUGCUGUUUAAAACUAAAAACAACGAUGGAUUUGCCAAUGCAAUUGAAAUGUCAGAGUGGUUGGUGGCAAUUUAAAACAAAUAUUUGCUCUUUGGUCGUCUGACGUCCUUUUGUUCCGGCUAACUGAUUUGAUUUCGUGUUCGUCGGCUGUGCAAGACUCGAGCGCAGCGCCGAGCACGAUGAAUUGGCUUGCAGAUGCAACGGUUUUUGUCUGGAUGUAAAUAAAAUAGUUUUAAUAUCUUG